Molecule: messenger RNA, 3640 nt
Organism: Dunckerocampus dactyliophorus (ringed pipefish)
Lineage: Eukaryota; Metazoa; Chordata; Actinopteri; Syngnathiformes; Syngnathidae
Product: E3 ubiquitin-protein ligase MARCHF2-like
Exons: 5
Coding region: 437-1177 (246 amino acids)
Biological process (GO): protein ubiquitination
Molecular function (GO): ubiquitin-protein transferase activity; zinc ion binding
Source: RefSeq, a predicted model, not a curated record
AUGUACAGUACGGCUCAUCACUGUCAUUCUUCAGUUGAAGCUUCAUGACACGCCUACCUUCCAUUUUUGACCAGUGGCUCCACUUUAGAGGCCAUUUUUGCUCUCGACAGCUGCAGACAGCCGUGGGCAAGACUCCGGGGAACAUUUAAUUUAAUUUAAUCCCCAAAACCAUUACUCCUCCCCCCGGUUGGAACGGAAGUACACCUGCAUCGUAGUUUCAAGCUAGCUGGUCUACUUUUAAGAUAGCUAGUGUACGCGUACUUUUCGCGUAUUACGACUUUAGCUCGAUACACAUGUCGCUAAAUGUGACGGAGGGAAACAAAAGAUUUCAUCGCAGUCGAUGUUGGUCGUUUUAAAGGAACGAGGCUACGCUUAAGAACUGUUCUUCUUGGACUCGCAACGGCACCUCCACAGCUGGUCUCCGGACCCUGUAACCAUGACGACAGGAAGGUGCUGUCACCACCUGCCCGGCUCCUUGUGCGACUGUGCGAGCAGCGCCGACGCUUUGAAGAGUGCGGAGGAAGGAGAAGGAGGCGGGUGCCCAACACACUGCAUCAGUCAGGUCACGAGCAUAGACGGACUGCUGCUCUCCUCCAUGCGCAAACCCGUGCAAAGCGAUGGUCCCAUGUGUCGCAUUUGCCACGACGGGAGCUACAGCGAGGACCUCCUGUCCCCAUGUGGCUGCGCCGGCACCUUGGGCACGGUCCAUAAGAGCUGUCUGGAGCAGUGGCUGUCAUCUUCCAACACCAGCUACUGUGAGCUCUGCCACACUAAAUUCAGCAUCGAACGCCAGCUCAGGCCUUUUGCAGAGUGGCUGGACGACCCCGGCUCACGCAACGAGAAGCGGAUGUUGUGUUGCGACACAGUGUGCUUCCUGUUCAUCACGCCGCUCGCUGCCAUUUCUGCCUGGUUGUGCCUGCAGGGAGCGCAGGACCAUCUGAAAUUGGGCAGUUUGCUGCAGGCCGUGGGCCUCAUAGCGCUCACCACUGUCCUCUUCACCAUCUACAUCCUCUGGACCCUGGUGUCUUUGCGCUACCACUGCCAACUGUACUCCGAGUGGAGGAAAAAAGACCAGAAAGUGUGUCUGAUCAUUCCUGAUGCUCAGGUGUCCUCUUGCCAGCAUUCCUUACUCUCCACCGAGCCCUUGAAGGUGGCUGCUGAGGAAAGUUUAGUAUGAGAACAACUCAAGUGAACUUUUCCACGGAGUCCCAAGCAUUGUCGUCACGGAUGGGAAAGAAGAUGGCAUGAGUACACUACGGACCUCCAUGCAGUACGUGAUGCAAUGCAAGCACUUUUUUUAUGCAAUGUUGGAAGCUUUUUGUAAGAGCAUGGAAGAAUGUGUUUGCCAUUCUUACUGAAGUACUCCCUGAAAAGCAGCAGUGUGCCUUUGAGGAGAAUAUUUCACGUAGCGAUGGCGACACUGAAGGGCUGCUUCCAUGACUACAUCAGACUUGUCACUGUGCUGCCCACUGCCAUGUUUGCACUAACUGACCCAGAAUCAGAACAAGUUCCUUUUUAAAGAAAGACAAAAAAUGCACACAUUCCAAAAGGGACUAAUUCUGGGUUUUUUGGUAAUACAACAAGUUCCAUUUUGGAGAACUUAAUUUCAUUUGCGCCACAGGGAGACGGUUAAUUAUCUUUUUUCCUUCACUAAAAGCACCGUGGAACCUCUAAAGUCAAAUGCCCUAAAAGUGGUCAUAUCUGUAGUUCAACAUCUUCUGUAAAAAUAUGCCUCAAAAGUCAAACUAGGAGUUCAAACUAUCAUUGAGCACCACAGAAUGGUACCAGUGACAAAGCGGGAAAGUGUGGUAGUAACCAUAGAACAGGAAAAGGAACUUACAGCAACAUAGGAAGGGGUCUGGCUGCUCAGUACAAUCUAAAAAAUGAAUCAGUAUUCGUAGUUUUACUUUUUGUGCUAUUUAUUACACUUCAUUCACUUUACAGUAUUUCCUAUGGGAGCCUUUGUUUUGAAAUUAGAACAACCUGGAAGUCAACCUACAUCAAGUUGUGUUAAACUUUGGUGGUUGGGGUAUAAUAAUUGGUCCCUGACGAUGGCCUGAAAUGUGUUAACAACGCAACACUUGUAAUGUUAGCACUUGUAAUGUUAGUCGUCCAUUUCUAGUAAGAUACGUACCUGGGAGGCAUUGAUUGAUACUACAGCAGGAGCCUCAAAUGUACUUGAAGUAGGGCCAAUUUUGUGGGUUUUUUUAUGACUUACUAUUAUGGGCUGGCUUGCACAGCAAUGGCAGCCUUUAGUUGCAUUAGCAAUGCAGCCCAUCUUAUUAUUCCUCAUAUUUACUAUACCGUCUAUGUUACAGCCGUUUUCGUUAGUGGGUAUUGUGUGACUCGAGUGGCGCUCAUGAGGUUAGAGGGAAAGAUCAGAAGCACUAUUUGGUGAUUGAAUGGUCAUCCUGAUAACAUCUUUCACACCAGCUUCAUGUCUUUUGGGUGAAAAUGCAGACAUCAACAAUGUCACUUUUAUGUCACGUGUGUGUGUGAUUUUGCUUCUGUUGCCCCUUGACGCAAGGACACACGGGAGCAAUGUACGGCACUCUUCUCUUUUGGGGCCAAAAUAAAAAAAAAAAAUGAACUGAAAUUACUUUUGUGUGGCCGUUUUUUUCUUGUCUUGUCUUGUCUUUUUUUUUUUUUUUUACCAAUUUGGAAAACAAGCACAGGCUUGCAUUGCCAAAAUGGUCGAGCCACACUGUUAUAAAAAGAGAGGCCAACUCCUUGCUUUUAUUAUCCACUACUUAGUUGUCACUGUCCAUUUCCUAUCAUUUGUCACAUGGUCAAUACUUUGUCUUUGACGAGUGCUUUUUCUUUUCAUGCUGUGUUACUUUACGGGAGUGCACUCAUAACCACAAAGUGUAAAACAGAACUAUUAUGCAAAAGUUUUUUUAUUUCAGGGGGUCAGUUAAGACUUUACAAUAUUGAUCAUUUGACAAUUUUUAAAAAAAUUUUUAUGAGCUACUGUCCUAAGAAAUGGCAUACUAAACUUCAUGUCCUCAAAAAGAGGCUCACCAUACAUACAGUCAUGGGAAAAAUGAUUAGACCACACUUGUUUCAUCAGUUUCUUGUUCGUUUUAAUGCCUGAUACUUGUUUGGACAAAUAUAACAAUGACAACAAAAUAGCUGGUAAGAGUUACAUUUUUUGGCAUUUUUUUACUAUAGCUAUCGUGUAAGAACUCAAGUGAUUUUGGUUAUCAAGAAAACCAUGCUAUAUUUGUUGUUAAAUGUACCUUUAGUUGUACCAGGCAUUCACAUGGAUCCAUAAAGUGAAGAAACGAGGGCGGUCUACCCAUUUCCUCCAUUUCUGUAGAUGAAUACAUGCAACAAAGAUGGAAAAACCACAAGAAUCACAGAAAUAAUUGGAAACUGACAAGAGUGAUAGCAGAUAUUGCUUUCAAUUUGUGCCUCAAGAGAAAUGUAAAAAACUAAAACUGACAUGGACAAAAAUGUCCUUUAAUGGGGCCCCAUCCUGCUCAUUUCAGGGGCUUUCAAAAUGAUAUUGGAUCCCAGUGGAUCCUACAGUAAGUUGCCCUUAAUAAAAUCCCUAAAGCUGGGUACAGGUUAAAUCUGUAUUCUUCUCCUGGCCAACAUGCUCGGAUUCCGCAGCCACCACCCCAACUCCGACCAUGCC